Messenger RNA from Cutaneotrichosporon oleaginosum, 1666 nucleotides. RefSeq lists its product as uncharacterized. The record is from RefSeq and is a predicted model, not a curated record. Lineage: Eukaryota; Fungi; Basidiomycota; Tremellomycetes; Trichosporonales; Trichosporonaceae.
CUGUCUAGGCCAGUGCUAUAUAACCCGUCCUGACCGCUGUCGAGUUCAGCAUCCCGCCUCUCCUUUCCUCUCCUUUCCUUUCCUUUCCCUGCUCCGCCUUUCCCUUCUUCUCCUUCGUCUGUCUUCUUUUCCUUUGCCUCUUGACUCGAAAACAAUGAAGUUCACCGCCCUUGCCCUCCUCGUCGUGGGCGCGGUGUCGGCUGCUCCUGCCCCGCAAGGCGCUAGCACCUUCAACCCCGCUCCAGCUGCUCUUGGUACCGACUGGACCGACAUGACCGGCUGCACGUGUCUCGGCUGGCCUUGGGCACAGGCAAAUGGCAAGCAGCUGGGCUGGUGCUGGAAGGAUGGCCAAAUGAUUCAGCGCGACCGCAACCUCAUCCGCACUGCCGUCACGGAGAACCGGCGCACCAGCGAUGCCAACGGUCUGCAGGCUAACAAUUGGUGCCGCGCCCGCAACAUCCCCCACGCCUCCUCGGAGUGCGCCACACGUGUCAUCCGGGAGUUCUCUCGCACUCAAGGCCCUGGUCUUCUCUCCCUUUGCCAGUACCCCGCCCCUGGCACUUUUACCCCGACUUCGUGCGGCUGCGCGUACAACUGCAACCCGGGCUACGUCCGCUGCGGCCGCUGGUGCGUUCGGACCGGCACGCAGUGCAAUGGCGGCGUUCCUAUCGAGUUUGCCUGCGGUCCCGGCUUCUGGAGCUGCAACCGCACCUGCAUCCGGCUCAACCAGCCCUGCAUUCCCAGCCCUAACCAGCCUCGUAACAUGCUCGCCUCGGUCUUCGACGAGCGCGACGUUGCGGAUCUGGAGGACCGUGAUGUCGACGAGCUAGACGAGCGCGACAUUGAGGACCUCGAAAACCGCUCUGAGCCCGCCUUUGACCUUGAUGCCCGUGACGCCGACGCCGAGGCUGAGGCCGACAACCACAACCGGUGCCGCCCCGGGUGGGUCUGGUGCUCGUGGUGGAACCGGUGCUACCAGCGCUUCUGCCCCAAGCGCCCCGUUUGCAAGAAGGGCUGGCACUGGUGCCGCGGCCGCUGCAUCUCGAUCAAGUUCAAGUGCCCUCGCGCCGAGGUCGACGAGCUUGAUAUCCGCGAUGCUGAGCCCGAGCUCAACGCGAUGUUCGAUGAGCGCGACGAGACCUUCGAUGAGCGCGACGAGACCUUCGACGAGCGCGACGGCGAGCCUGACAUUGACGAGCGCGACUUCGAGGACGCCCUUGACGAGCGUGACUUCGAGGACGUCGAGUCUCGCGACUUCGACGAGCGCGACGCCCAGGAUGCGGCUGGCUCCCCCUACCGGCCGGAGCCCCUUCCUCCCUACCCCGUUCCUCCGCCUCACACUCCCGUGCCCCCUCCCCCGCCUCACACUCCGGCGCCCCCUCCUCCCCCGCCCCACACCCACAACCCUAUCCCCCUCCCUACUCCCAAGCCUCCCCAGCCCAUUCCCCCUAUCCCGCUCCCCACUCCCCAGCCGUGGUGCCGCCCCGGCUGGACUUGGUGCCGCGAGUGGGGUCGCUGCUUCCGUGGCCGCUUCUGCCCUCGCCGUUGCCGCAUUGGAUGGCAGUGGUGCCGCGGACGCUGCGUGCCUCACUGGUUCACCUGCAAGCGUGAGGAAGUCAAGCGUGAGGAAGUUAAGCGUGAGGAAGUCAAGCGUGAGGAGGUCUAG